This is a messenger RNA of Leptinotarsa decemlineata (Colorado potato beetle), 1253 nucleotides long. RefSeq lists its product as uncharacterized. NCBI's taxonomy places the organism in Eukaryota, Metazoa, Arthropoda, Insecta, Coleoptera, Chrysomelidae. The record is from RefSeq and is a predicted model, not a curated record.
AUGCAUUGUGUAUGCGUAUGUUUAUGCGAUAAAUGUGAUAUUUCUUUGGAGGAGGAGUCUAGGUUAGGUAAGGGUAAUUCCAAAUUAUCAAAAUCCAACUCAAAAGAGGUAACCAUAACCAACGUCGAGAGAGAAACUUCUGGAAUAUUCAAAUGUGAGGUUACUGCGGAUGCGCCACUCUUCCACACCGAUAUGCAAACUGCACGUUUGAUUGUCGCAGAUGUUCCUGAAGAUGUACCCGUCCUGAAAUUGGAAACGCCGAAGGUAGCUCUAGGUAGCAAAAUUCGAGCUAACUGUACAACGCCUGGGUCGUAUCCAGCCAUGAAUAUCACGUGGUCUUUGAAUGAUUUGGAUGUGCCCGACUUCCCAGACGUCCACAUACAUAACUCAGUCAUCCAUUUCGACGCCCUUCCAGGGCUGGAAACGUCACAAUCAACACUCUCACUGAAAGCCACCCGCGACCUAUUCAAGAAUGGUAAACUGAAGCUCCGUUGUUCAGCUUCAAUGUUUACUUUGUACACUUCAUCGAUACAAACAGAGAUACAAGAAGACGCUCCCCAAUUGGCUCUCAUAAUGGUUCCAUCUACUGCGGCUAGUGAAGGUGUGAGCAUUUCACCAAGAUACGUUCUAUCGUUUCUUCAAAUGGUUGUCAUCUUUUUGCUGUUUCAACACAAACCCGGAUAGAUUCUACCCCAAACCACCUACAAGAGUACGGUUUUUAAAGAACUUUGUGAUUCAGUAACACAUCAAAAAAGACCUACAGUGAAAGUGAGUUACGAAUCUAACUUAUCGAACUUGGCUUCUUGUUGAAUAAUUGUGAUAAAUGUUUGAAUAUCAGAAAACAGUCCAAAUAUUGUGCAAUAAAGUAGCUUAAGACAUUCAAAAGUUGAGAGUGUUUCUCGAAUAUUAGGUGUUAUUUUAUAUUUUGAACACCUGAAAUGUUUUACAAGGUUGUAUUUUACAGAUCAGUUUCCAUUGGAUUUUUCAACAAAUGACUUUAUUCAUUGGAAAUAUUUUUGAGGAAGCGACUUCGGAUCAAUUGACAAUAACUGAAUGAUAUCAAAAAGAACGCAUAUUUGAUGGUGAAUUGUAUUUUCAUCUGAAAAAGUGAUUUGGUGGAAAAUGUGUAUUUUAUCAGAAAAUUGGAGAAUUCCUCUAAUAAUUAUUAUACAAUCAUAGUUUAUUUAUCCCUUCAUUGUUGUAGACAUCUUGUAAAUCCAUUUUCUGUGAAUAAAUCCUAUUUCCCAAUUGAA